UCCAAAGAAAUAAUAAACACGUUGCUUUCAUUUCAUUUCAUUUCACACUUUCACCAUCACAAUUCACAAAUCCUCAACAACAACAACAAUGUCAAUCUCAGAUCCCAACCAUCUUUCUUUCACUCAAUCCUUCCUCUGCAGCGCCUUCGCCGCUUGUUUCGCCGAGUUUUGUACUAUUCCUCUUGACACAGCUAAAGUGAGACUUCAACUACAAAAGAAAGGAGGAAGUGUUGGAAUUGAUGAUGCUGGAAAUGGAAUUGGAAUUGCUUCGCCUAAAUACAAAGGUUUACUUGGAACGGUUAAAACUAUUGCUCGUGAAGAAGGGGUUUUUGCUUUAUGGAAAGGCAUUGUUCCUGGUUUGCAUCGUCAGUGUUUAUAUGGUGGUUUAAGAAUUGCCUUAUAUGAUCCUGUUAAAAUUUUUCUUGUUGGUACUGCAUUUGUUGGUGAAGUUCCUUUGUUUCAUAUGAUACUUGCUGCUCUUCUCACUGGUGCUUUGGCAAUCACUAUUGCUAAUCCUACUGACCUAGUUAAAGUUAGGCUUCAAGCUGAAGGCCAAUUGCCAUCUGGGGUACCAAAGCGUUAUUCUGGUGCGAUGGAUGCAUAUUCAACCAUAUUGAGACAAGAAGGGUUAGGGGCCUUGUGGACUGGACUUGGGCCUAAUAUAGCACGGAAUGCAAUUAUAAAUGCUGCUGAACUGGCUAGUUAUGAUCAAGUGAAACAGACGAUUUUGAAAAUUCCAGGAUUCACAGACAAUGCCUUUACUCACCUCCUAGCUGGCUCAGGAGCAGGUCUUUUCGCUGUCUUUAUUGGCUCUCCUGUUGAUGUGGUGAAAUCCAGGAUGAUGGGGGACUCAAGCUACAAAAACACAUUUGACUGCUUUCUUAAGACUUUGUUCAAUGAGGGAUUUUUUGCCUUCUACAAAGGCUUCCUUCCUAAUUUUGGUAGAGUAGGAGCCUGGAAUGUGGUUAUGUUUCUUACCCUUGAACAAGCCAAGAAUGUUUUUAGAGGAUAAAUACUGUUACUCUACAUGAUGAUUAGAUUCAGCAGGCAGAAAUGUGUUUCUUUCUAGAAUGAGUGCUAGCUAGCUACCCGACACUCUUAGAUUUGCUGAGGGAGAACGGUUUCAACAUUUGUUUCCUACUUCUGACACGCAGACUGAAGUCGCGCCUCAUAGUCAUAUAUUCUUCAUAACUGAAAAAACCGUCAGAUUACAUUUAUGUAUUUGUUUCCUAAGAGCAUUUGGUUAGUGGAUGUCACCAUUCGUAUAUUCUUAGCCAAUGAUUAUUCUGUCAAACUACAUUCACUUUAUAGGUGUACACUGUAUUGUAUUAUCAGAUACUAUCAUUUUUCUGGGAAAUGCAUUACUAAUUUCCCAAUUUAUUGAACAGACGGCCGAAAUGAAGCAUGUAUAAACACUAAUUAAGAGUUUGUAAUUUACUUCUCUA
Messenger RNA from Cicer arietinum (chickpea), 1445 nucleotides. RefSeq names its product mitochondrial uncoupling protein 2-like. Gene Ontology annotation, biological process: transmembrane transport. The record is from RefSeq and is a predicted model, not a curated record. NCBI's taxonomy places the organism in Eukaryota, Viridiplantae, Streptophyta, Magnoliopsida, Fabales, Fabaceae.